AUGAAAAAUUUAAUUAAAUGGCCUGCUCGCAAUGAGCUUAUAGAAACUAUGCCUUUAUGCUUUAGAAAAUAUUUUGAAACAAAUGUGGCUGUGAUAAUUGAUUGCUUUGAAAUAUUCAUAAAUAAACCAUCUAAUUUAUGCGCAAGAGCAGCAACUUGGUCACAGUACAAACAUCGCAAUACUGUUAAAUUCUUAAUAGGUGUAAGCCCACAAGGUGUGAUAACAUUUGUUUCUAAAGCUUGGGGAGGACGUGUUAGCGAUAAAUACCUAACAGAGCAUUGUUCAAUUUUAAAAAACAUUCUUCCUAGGGAUGUUAUUUUAGCUGAUAGAGGUUUUAACAUUGCUAAGGGUGUUGGUUUUUAUUGUGGUGAACUAAAGAUUCCAGGAUUUACAAAAGGAAAGUUACAACUGACUUGUUCAGAUGUAGAAACAACCCGGAAAAUUGCCUCUGUUCGAGUACACGUUGAGAGAGUUAUUGGAUUGUUACGUAACAAAUAUAAAGUUCUGCAAAGUAUUAUGCCAUUAGAUUACUUAUAUACUAAAGAUUCUGGAUUAUGCACAAUAGACAAAAUUGUUAUUGUUUGA
Molecule: messenger RNA, 585 nt
Organism: Hydra vulgaris (swiftwater hydra)
Lineage: Eukaryota; Metazoa; Cnidaria; Hydrozoa; Anthoathecata; Hydridae
Source: RefSeq, a predicted model, not a curated record